This is a messenger RNA of Coregonus clupeaformis (lake whitefish), 858 nucleotides long. RefSeq names its product extensin-like. The transcript has a single exon. NCBI's taxonomy places the organism in Eukaryota, Metazoa, Chordata, Actinopteri, Salmoniformes, Salmonidae. The coding region runs from base 1 to 858 and encodes 285 amino acids. The record is from RefSeq and is a predicted model, not a curated record.
AUGGCAAUGAGUAUAUCCAAUAUGACCCAAGUUCAUCCAGUACAAAACUCACUCCUCGGACCCCGAGUCUGCCCUCCCACUCACUCCUCGGACCCCGAGUCUGCCCUCCCACUCACUCCUCGGACCCCGAGUCUGCCCUCCCACUCACUCCUCGGACCCCCGAGUCUGCCCUCCCACUCACUCCUCGGCCCCCGAGUCUGCCCCCCCACUCACUCCUCGGCCCCCGAGUCUGCCCUCCCACUCACUCCUCGGACCCCGAGUCUGCCCUCCCACUCACUCCUCGGACCCCGAGUCUGCCCUCCCACUCACUCCUCGGACCCCCGAGUCUGCCCUCCCACUCACUCCUCGGCCCCCGAGUCUGCCCUCCCACUCACUCCUCGGACCCCGAGUCUGCCCUCCCACUCACUCCUCGGACCCCGAGUCUGCCCUCCCACUCACUCCUCGGACCCCGAGUCUGCCCUCCCACUCACUCCUCGGACCCCCGAGUCUGCCCUCCCACUCACUCCUCGGACCCCCGAGUCUGCCCUCCCACUCACUCCUCGGACCCCGAGUCUGCCCUCCCACUCACUCCUCGGACCCCGAGUCUGCCCUCCCACUCACUCCUCGGACCCCGAGUCUGCCCUCCCACUCACUCCUCGGACCCCGAGUCUGCCCUCCCACUCACUCCUCGGACCCCCGAGUCUGCCCUCCCACUCACUCCUCGGACCCCCGAGUCUGCCCUCCCACUCACUCCUCGGACCCCGAGUCUGCCCUCCCACUCACUCCUCGGACCCCGAGUCUGCCCUCCCACUCACUCCUCGGACCCCGAGUCUGCCCUCCCACUCACUCCACUGUAAACGGUUCUGGAACUCCCACUAA